This is a messenger RNA of Coffea eugenioides, 1251 nucleotides long. RefSeq names its product 39S ribosomal protein L22, mitochondrial-like. The transcript has 7 exons. Lineage: Eukaryota; Viridiplantae; Streptophyta; Magnoliopsida; Gentianales; Rubiaceae. The coding region runs from base 144 to 968 and encodes 274 amino acids. Gene Ontology annotation, molecular function: structural constituent of ribosome. Gene Ontology annotation, cellular component: mitochondrial large ribosomal subunit; ribosome. The record is from RefSeq and is a predicted model, not a curated record. Gene Ontology annotation, biological process: translation; ribosome assembly.
UCGACAUUUUGAGGGGUGAAAAAUAGUACCCGACCAAAUAACGAAUGUUUUCGUGAUCGUCCUCAGGAUUGCAGCUCUGCUCAGCUCUCUAAGGUCUCUCUUUGGUGAAAUUGUCAUUAUUGCUGAGUUUUUUAAGCUAAGGCAUGGUGGGUUGGCAGCGCCAUUUGCAGUCCUUAUUGCGUCAAGCUGGGAGGAGACUUGAUCAGAGCCGCCUUUCUCCUUUAUAUUCAUUUUAUCAUUCAAAGGCUGCCCCAGGACUUGCAGGUGAGGCGGCUCAUAGAAACAUACUGUGGAGUUCGCAUUUUCAUUGCACAACAAGACCUUUAUAUCACUAUGUCCAGCAAUUGGGAUUUACCAGUACGAGAAAGCUACUUGCAGACUCUUCUAAUGAAACUCCAAUUUCAUCUCCACUAACUCCAGCUUUAGCUUUGAGCGGUGGAAAGGCUGAACCUGAGAAACCAGUUUCUAAACCUUCAAAAGUACAAGCAGUUUUAAAGGGAAUAAAACAGAGUCCUAAGAAGGUGAACUUGGUUGCUGCAUUAGUCCGUGGUAUGCGUGUUGAAGAUGCUUUAUUGCAGCUACAAGUAACAGUUAAGAGAGCUUCUAAGACAGUCUAUCAGGUCAUUCAUUCAGCACGGGCAAAUGCAACUCAUAAUCAUGGAUUAGAUCCGGAUCGUCUACUUGUUGCUGAGGCAUUUGUGGGAAAGGGAUUCUAUCGAAAAAGGGUAUCCUACCAUGCUAAAGGAAGAUGUGGGGUAAAAGUAAGACCAGAAUGUAGACUGACGGUGGUUCUGAGAGAGAUUACCCCGGAGGAGGAAGCUGAGAUAGCCAAGUUGAGAGUUCACAAUUUCCGCAAACUUACUAAACGAGAAAAAAGGCUUGUGCCUCAUCAGCUUAUUGAGACCACUCCCAUAUGGAGCCGCAAAAGCAAAUCAAAAGACGCUGCAUCAGAUGCGAUGGCAGCUUGACCAGAUUCCAGUUUUUCAAUUUUGGUUGAAAGCUUAGGUGUUAUAUAGGAGACCCAAGCAUAAGGAACGCCAAUUAUCGACUGCUUCCUUCUCCGCGUAUUGACAUCUAGAGUUGUAGUAUUAAUGCAUUUUAGCUUCCAAAAAAAAAAGUGUUAGAACAUGAAUCUCGCUAUUCUACAUUGCAAGGCUUGUUUGUUUUUGAAUGUUUACUUGAAAUGACUGGUUUGCAGCUUGAGUUAACUGGAACGGCGACAGACUUUUCUUCUGUUGCAUUAGUUGCCCA